Acaromyces ingoldii is the source of this 2330-nucleotide messenger RNA. Its product is annotated as MFS general substrate transporter. Gene Ontology annotation, molecular function: transmembrane transporter activity. The transcript has a single exon. The record is from RefSeq and is a predicted model, not a curated record. Bases 76 to 2250 code for a protein of 724 amino acids. Gene Ontology annotation, cellular component: membrane. Gene Ontology annotation, biological process: transmembrane transport. Lineage: Eukaryota; Fungi; Basidiomycota; Exobasidiomycetes; Exobasidiales; Cryptobasidiaceae.
CGUGAGAUGAUUAUCAAUCGUCGCUCCCUGUUCGGUCAUCGAACCUAGCCGUCACCACUCUAACUCGACAACAUUAUGGCGAGUGCUAGCAGUACGAGCGGUGCAGGCAUGGCACGUUCUGAUUCUAGCCGGAGCGGUCGUCACCACCAUCACCACCACCUUCCGCAACCACCACCGGCGCCUCAUGCCAGCACCGCCUUUGGCGACUGGGUCAACGAGGUGGACACUACCGCUCCUAUCUUGGCGGAUCGCAUCUACGGCGAUGACGGAAGCGACAGCGGAGACGAGCUGCCUCAAUCGGCGUCGUCAGCGCGAGACGCUGGUGGAGAUGCCGAUGCGCCUAUGAACGAACACCUCCGAUGGUCAAAGUCUCUACCGUGGUGGAGGCGGCCGCACGACUACUGGUUGAGGCCAUUUGCCUUUCUCCUCGCAAUGUGCGGCGGCAUGGUCAUGUCGCCCAAGAUCGACUUAUAUACGCAGUUGGCCUGCGAAGACAUCCUGCAUAUCGACGGCAGCUUUGGAUCUACAGAGCUUCGACAAAGACCACCACUGUCGCCGCUCUGCCUUGAAUCGCCCCAGGUUAUCGCCGAAGCGACCUCAUUGCAGCUCAAGCUCACCCUUGCUAUGGGCAUUCUCUCGGCCCUGACCACUGGUCUCUGGGGCGGCCUUUCCGAUCGUAAGGGCAGGACCACGGUUCUCCGCCUGGGCGUUGCUGGUCUAACACUCAAUGACCUCAUUGUUCUCGCCGUUGGUCUCGUCCCUGCCGCGUCCCUCGCUCCCUUUGGCGGUCCCAAGGGCCUGCUCAUCGUCGGCUCAGCCAUCGAGGGCUUACUCGGCGGAUUUGCCACCCUGACCGCUGGCCACCAAGCAUACAUUGCCGACGUGACACCCAACGGCACCCGCGCUCGCAUCUUUGCCUUUUUCACUGGCAUUGUCUUUGCCGGUCUGGCCGUCGGUCCGGCUCUCGGAGGUGUCUUGGCCAAGAAGACGGGCCUCAUGAGUCCCUUCUACUUUUGCUUGGGCGCCCACGUUCUGUACCUCAUCGUCACCAUGUUCAUUCUCCCAGAGAGCGUCAGCCCGGAACGCCUCGAAGAUGCGAAAAAGCAGCACAGGCGCGAUGUCGAGGAGCACACCUAUACCCUCCGGUCGACGUUGCUGGUCCCGUUGAAGCCGCUCGCAAUGCUUCUUCCCAAGCAAGUCAGCGCCCCCGAGCCUUUGUCCCCCGAUGACGAUGGCGAAGGCGAAGCGGCCGCUUCGCACAUCUCCGUCUCUCGCAAGCCCAAGACGUGGCAGUCGCUCGACGCCAAUUUGUUCAUCCUCUCUUUGGCCUACUUUGUCGAGGCUAGUUGCAUGGGUGUCUUGACUCCCAAGAUAUCCUACGCUAGGUAUGUUUUGGGUUGGGAUGUUGCCGAGCUGGCGUAUUUUCUUUCGUUUGCGAGUAUUACUCGGGUGGUGUGCCUUACGGUCAUUAUUCCGCUACUCGUGAGAUGGGCCCAACGGCCAGGAGAGGCGACCAAUGCUCUUGCGCUUCCCCAGGACGGUAGCAAGGAUGACACCGAACGAUCGCCGCUGCUUUCGCUAGACAGCCAAGGCCGGCCAACGACGUACAGCGACACCCAAGAGCAAGGCGAGCCUGGCCGAGAGGCACGUAUCGAGAAGCUGUGGACCUUGCGAGCGCGCCACCUUCGUCAGAUCCACGACAGCAAGUUUGACAAGCGUCUGGCGCUGCUAUCCAUCUCAUGGGACGCCCUCAUGUACCUCAUUUUGACGGUAACCCAUGGCAUGGGCCCUGUCCCCUUUGUGGCUGCCACGGGCCUGACAAGCCUUGGGGGCGCUGCACCGGCCGCCAUGAGCAGCUUGGCACUGGCACUCUUGCCGUCCGAGCACGAUGCGGGCAAGCUCUUUGGCGCAUGGAGCGUCGUCAACGCGAUCAGCACAAGCAUCGUUGGUCCCAUCGCCUUUGUCGAGGUUUUUAACCACACCGACGAUGGCGCCCCGCAGACGAUCUUUGCCAUGUGUAUGGCCCUCUUUAUCGUCUCGGCCGUAAUCAUUUCACUCGUCAAGGUCAGAAAGCCAAGCAGCUUGCCUGCGCUGCCCCCGAGGCCGGCACCACCGUCUGCCGACGGACGAACAGGAAGGAGAGAAGACGAAGACGAAGGUCCAGAGGCGAGCUCGAGAAGCAAGAUUCGCCUUAGACCCACUGUGCCCUGGCGCGAAGGGGAACGCUCUGUAAAUGCUGACGAUUCAUAGACUUGUACAUAUCUGCUUGCCUGCUCUGCCCAGAAACCGCUUUCAUCAUGACACACGCAAAGCAAUCUAUUGAUGACCUU